This is a messenger RNA of Penicillium arizonense, 1605 nucleotides long. RefSeq names its product fungal specific transcription factor domain-containing protein. The transcript is spliced from 3 exons. The record is from RefSeq and is a predicted model, not a curated record. NCBI's taxonomy places the organism in Eukaryota, Fungi, Ascomycota, Eurotiomycetes, Eurotiales, Aspergillaceae. The coding region runs from base 1 to 1605 and encodes 534 amino acids.
AUGUCCGCCCCACGUGUGGAUUCUGUGCGAACAUCGGCGGCUCAUGCGUCUACCAAGCCCCAGAGACGGACUAUUCCUCGUGAGACCCCAGUCCACUGCCUACGCCCCUUGGGGGAAGCUUACCGGCCCAGAUUUGACCCCGCCGCAUUGGCUUUGCUCGAGAAGAUGGACUACAUGAUCUCCCUAGUGGAAAAGGCCAAAUCCGACCCACCAGUAGAUUCUAGCCCGUCCGAUGUGCCGGUCACGAGUGACCAUAUUCAGAGUAGCGCGGUCCGUCCAUGGACAGCUCACGCGGACUUGCAAGAAAUCCCGUCGCGUUGUGAUAUCUCGUGUCGAAUCCUCGAGUGGCCGAUAUUCGAUGAAAUUCAAUAUAAUCGAAAGCGGGACGCCCUAUUUGUCGGCCGGGUAAAAGCCUCACAGCAGAGUCAUCUGAGGUCGCAAGGCAUUGUCGAGGAGCAUAUCUCUUCCUAUGUUGACCAAUUUCUAAUCAAUGUGCACACCAAAAAUCCCGUUGUCGACCACACUCUGCUCAGCCAACAUGUCCGCGAUAUUGCAGAGAAUGGGCUAGGAUGGGACGGACCCACCAGCGUGACCCUCAUGGCAUGUGCAUUGGGUAUUAUCUCUCAACCAUUCCAGCGAAUUCCCGUGACGAACGUGAAGACUGUCGAACCCGAUCUUUCUUUGGCAGAUGUCUAUUAUACCGCCGCCCGAAAGCGCAUCGGCCUACUUGACACCGCCUCGUUGGAGUACCUGCAGACCACGUUCCUGUCAGGUGUUUAUGAAAUGUAUACACUGCGUCCGUUGGUAGCCUGGCACUCUUUCCAUGCCGCCUGUAGCAGCAUGCAGUUGGAAAUUCGCACGGAGAUCAAUCUCACGCCUCUAAAAACACCUAGCUGGAACUUGACCGAAGAGUUGCCAAUGCCACCACAUGAAACCAGGGAUGAGGACGUCCCCACAAUCUUCCCGCUGGAAGAAAGCUGGUAUUACUAUCUAACGGAUAUUUCACAAAGAGCGAUUCUAGAUCGUAUACUCAAUUCAUUCUAUGCGGAAGAGUCAGAUCGACACUGGCUUCAGACCUCUCCAAAUGACAUGGCUCGCAUCGCAUUAGAACUUGACCGGCAGCUGGUUAUGACAGACACCAAUCUGCCUCCUUGGCUACACUAUUCACAAGAGAAUAUCGGAGACCGCGAAUUACCUUAUUUCAUCCAUCGGCGAUUGCUUCAGAUGCAAGAAUGUCUCUUCAAACCCUUCUUGUUCCGGGUAUUACAUUGCCAUGAGACUCAACCUCAAGUCAUUUCCGAGCUAGCGCAACGCUGCGUGGAGGCAUGUCGGACGAAUAUUUUGGAAACCGCCAUCCAGCAUCGACACCAUGGCAGUUGGUUUGUGGCCCGAGGAGCAUUUCGGUGCGCGAUGGCAAUAGUUGCUGCGGCCAAGAGCGGGAAAUUGGUCAUGCCAAAUGAUUGGUUCGCGUGUGUAGAAACCGCGUUGACGGUUAUUGAAUUCUGGGGACAAGAGGCCGCUGAUCUCCAGCCUCUCGGCCAAAUUCUCCGCAUGGUGUACGAUCACACAAAGGAGCAGCUAGAGCAAGAACAGUCGCGCUACUGA